Messenger RNA from Doryrhamphus excisus (bluestripe pipefish), 3107 nucleotides. It is a transcript of the gene mlxipl, whose product is annotated as MLX interacting protein like. Gene Ontology annotation, cellular component: nucleus. The record is from RefSeq and is a predicted model, not a curated record. Gene Ontology annotation, biological process: regulation of transcription by RNA polymerase II. NCBI's taxonomy places the organism in Eukaryota, Metazoa, Chordata, Actinopteri, Syngnathiformes, Syngnathidae. Gene Ontology annotation, molecular function: protein dimerization activity; DNA-binding transcription factor activity, RNA polymerase II-specific; RNA polymerase II cis-regulatory region sequence-specific DNA binding.
GGAAGUUGACAGAAUUGAGUUACACAACCUUUCACUCACACAUGGACCAACGCGGUCGACUUGGUGCCCACUAACCGGUGACCGCACUCUCUUUCAGGGGGAGGAGGAGCAAGGAAGAGCAGGUCCCUUCCUAGCUUGACCACGCAGCCACAAACCGCGCCAUGGCGACUAAAAGCAGACUCGGUCCGCUCUCCAGGAGCGACCACCGCGACUCUUCCGAGUCCGAGCCGGAGGUGGAACACCUUUGGACGCCCGUCAGCGGGCUGGCCUACGGGCCUUACCCCUACACGCAGGUCAUCCACAGCGGACACUUCAUGGUGUCGUCACCCCACAGCGACGCAGCUCCGCGCGGGAGGAGAGGCGCAGGGUGUCCCGGGUACGACUUUGACACGGUUAACCGGACCUGGUGCCAGACGUACCGCUACGGGCCGCUCAGCGCCCGCAGCCUGAGCAUCGACCCCACGCUCACACGCUUGUUUGAGUGCAUGUCUCUGGCCUACAGUGGCAAGAUAGUUUCUCCCAAGUGGAAGUCUUUUAAGGGUCUGCGGUUGCUGUGGAGGGACAAGAUCCGUCUAAACAAUGCCAUCUGGAGAGCUUGGUUCAUCCAGUACGUGGAGAAGAGGAAGAACCCGGUGUGCGGCUUCGUCACCCCGUUGGAGGGAUCGGAGGCAGAUGCACACAGAAAGCCUGAGGCGAUUGUCUUAGAGGGCAGCUACUGGAAGCGACGGAUUGAAGUGGUCAUCAACGAGUAUCACAAGUGGAGGAUAUAUUACAAGAAGAGACUUCGGAAAGAGAAGGAUGGCAUUUUAUCAAUGCUGCAAGAGGGCCAAAUCUGCCAGGAAAAGCUGGAUAAAUGGUCCAGUCAGAUGUAUCCAGAACCGGAGGCGACCCCUGCGGACACGCACAUGUUUGACUUGGACUACCUCCUGUCCGACAUCUCCGACACCCUGUUCACAAUGACGCAAAAGCCGUGUCCCUGGGCCAGUGAGCAAAACACUUACACUACCAAUGCGGACAUGAUUCAGCCGGGCCUGACGCCUCUGCAGCCCAACCUGGACGAUUUCAUGGAUAUACCAGAUAUCUUCAUGAACCAUCGAGGCCAACCGUGUGAGCAGACACCCGGUUUUGCGGACUCGGGCUAUUUUGAGAGUUCCUUUGCCCCCGUUCCGGCCAUACACUCGGCUCCUCAUCUCCUCGGUGACACCCAGCCUUCUCAAGCCGAUUUGGCUCAGGCCUCAACAUCUAACACGGAAAGGGAGAGGACCCCACUGAGCCAGGAAUGUGAUGGAUACCACUCAUCCAGUAUGCCCUACGGACCCCACUCAUACGCCGAUCCCCUCAUUUCGCCGCAGUUCACCACCACCGCCACCACCGUGGACCACGUGGUCUCCACAGCCGUCCCUUUCUUCUACCCGCUCGCGUGCCACAAGUUUGGCUACCACACAACCACCGCCGGGGGGACCCCGACCGUCAUCACUCACACCGCCUCCACAGUGGGGAGUACGCAGCAGCAGGUCCAAGGUUUCCCUCAUCCGGGGGGCACGUACGCCCAGCCAUGCCAGUUUGUGUCCGAUCCGCUCCACGCAGCAUCCGGCAGCUGCUUCCCGGCUCCUGGACAAGUGGCGUCUCCGGACGUGAGAGGGAAGCACAAGCAAAAGAGAGGCGGAGUGAGGGCGCUUGGUCAUCCCGAGGGGCCGUCUUAUCCGUUGUCCGCUGGCACGGCGCCCACUAGCUGCCUGGCGAAGCUUCUCUCCACAGGGAAGCCAUCUGUUGGAUUUGAAACUGGUCAUGUGACAGUCAAAGGUCAGAAGUCAUCAUCUCCCAGCUCUUUGGCUCCCUCCGGAGGCGGGGCUUUAUCUCAGCUGCAGCAUGGAAGCAGCUGGCAUCCGGGGAUCCCGCUCUUGAUGCCGUUGCACAACCACAGUUCAGCCGAGGGACACAGCGGAACGCACGGGAGAACCUCCGGAGGCUCCGCCCUGCUCGCUCAUGACGCCGCACACACCAGCACGGCCCUUCUCAUUCCCAAGACCGAGAAACUGUCACCCGUUCGGCUCCAUGACACCGAGAGGAGCAGGUUCACAGUUGAUUUCCCAGCAUAUCCGGGCCAGUCAUCAACCCCCGUUCCUUUAGACAAAGCCUCUACUCCGGAUUGUGGAUAUGGAAAAAUGGACUCAAGUAAGCAAACGGAGACCAGGAGGAUCACUCACAUCUCCGCUGAGCAGAAGAGGCGUUUCAAUAUCAAACUGGGAUUUGACACUUUGCAUAACCUCGUCACGACGCUCAGCUCUCAGCCGAGCGUGAAGAUCAGCAAAGCCACCACGCUGCAGAAGACCGCAGAGUACAUCGGCAAGAUGCAGCAGGAGAGGGCUCUCCUGCACGAGGAGGCGCAGCGACUCCGAGAUGAGAUCCAACUUCUCAACUCUGCCAUCAAUUCCUGCCAGCAGCAGCUCCCGGCCACCGGCGUUCCCAUCACACGGCAGCGCUUCGACCACAUGAGGCAAAAGUUCCGUGAGUACGUCCAGGCGCAGACUCUGCAAAACUGGAAGUUCUGGAUUUUCAGCAUCAUCAUCGAGCCCCUCUUUGAGUCCUAUAAUGGGAUGGUGUCCACCGCCAGUGUGGAGCAACUGUGCCAGUCCACUCUGUCCUGGCUGGACCAACACUGUUCCCUGCCGUCCCUAAGACCCAUGGUCCUGAGUUCACUCCGUCUCCUGAGCACCUCUACGUCCAUCCUGACCGACCCAAGCCUCCUACCGGAGCAGGCCACCCUCGCUGUCACACAGGGUGACCCUGCUGGCGCCCCGGACCACCACUCCGUACAGAACCCUCCUCAAGACCAUUCCUGCAACAUGUGACUGCAGGAGAACCGUCAUUUCUCAUAAAAGUCAAAAGAAAAAGAAUGUAUGCCAAAAAGUCGUUAGAAUUACGAUACGGAACAUUUUAACGUUCCGAUGGGGAAGACCGGAGGGAAGUUUUAGUAUUACUCCGAAUUUCUAAGAAAAGUUUUCAUGUUUACUUCCUUGUGUUAGUAAGUGUUGUGUUUGGAAAAAAUACUGCGAAUAAAAACGGCAUUUUGCUUAAUUAUCGGGCUCAAAAUCAGUCCUCCAGUU